Loa loa (African eye worm) is the source of this 1223-nucleotide messenger RNA. RefSeq names its product phosphatase regulatory subunit family protein, variant. The transcript is spliced from 8 exons. The coding region runs from base 123 to 1223 and encodes 366 amino acids. Lineage: Eukaryota; Metazoa; Nematoda; Chromadorea; Rhabditida; Onchocercidae. The record is from RefSeq and is a predicted model, not a curated record. Gene Ontology annotation, molecular function: glycogen binding; protein phosphatase 1 binding. Gene Ontology annotation, cellular component: protein phosphatase type 1 complex. Gene Ontology annotation, biological process: regulation of glycogen biosynthetic process.
UUGAAGUACGAUCAAACGGAACGAAUACUUACUGCGACAAUUAUUGAGCUUCCUAUACAUCCGUGCUGAUUAAUGGCAAUUUUUGGAGAGAUCCUUUCUUCAAAUCUGUUUGAAUUGUCGAUAUGCAGUGCGCAUUAAGGUCAGAUUUGUCAAAGGAUUGGUUAAGAGGUGAUCUGCGAUCUGUUGGUUCUGAUCCAUCAUCAUCAACAUUGUGUCCAACCAUUUGCCAUCGUGCGGCAUCGUUUCCAAUUGUUAGCAGACAUCAUCCAACGUCUUCUUUAUUAAAGGUACGUUCACAGAGCGAAUCAGAUGCACUCAAUCGAUUAGGCCUUAUCAAUUCACGAACUACACUUAUAGAGCAGUUGAAAAAACGUCAGCUUGCACCAAUUACAUUCGAAAAAUCACUGGACAAUGCUGGAGAAUCAGAUGCAAACUUGGGCGACAAUGACUGUGUCGAUGGUAAUGUCGGCGACUUUGACCAAUUAUCACUGAUUGUCGAAAAUGUAGUUGUUAAAACAACGAAGGCUGCUGUUAGAUCAUAUAAAAGUGUACACUUUGCUGAUGAUUGCGGCAAAGAUCUGACUACCGUGCGUGUGAUGACAGAACCUUCAGAUUAUCCACCUGCCAUUAGUGCAUCAGUAAUUCGCCGCCUACUAGGGGAAACAGAUGAGGAGGAGAAAUUUCGUCAGACAUCCGCUUCAUGGGUCAUAUCAUUCAAACAACCAGCUAGUGAAUAUGUUAAAUUUCGUGAAACACUAGAGAGAGGGUUUGUUGCGCUGGAAAAUGUUGUCCUUAAAAAUGAGAUAUGCCGCAUGGUUGGCACCAUUAAGAAAGUAUUUGUACGUUUCACAUCGGAUGGCUGGAAAAGUUUUCUGGAUCGUAUGGCAACUUAUCAACCAUCGUCAUCCAAAUUUUAUGAUACGUUUAGUUUUGAUGUUGAAUUACCCACCAAUGGCUCUGAUCCGGAUGCACGGAUUGAAUUUUGUAUUUGCUUUGAAACCGGUUCUUCUCAAGAUGAUACAAAACAGCAGCAAUAUUGGGAUUCGAAUAAUGGUCGAAAUUAUGUGCUGACAAGUCAAGAAACGCUAGCUCCCAUGUCGCCAUUACCUAUAUCAUUAUCAUUUGGGAAACAUGAUCCCAAUGAUGCAUAUACAUGUGAAUUUGAUGACUGGACUAAAUUUGCAGCGUGGAGAAAUUUACCAACUGAGGGUCCAUACUGGUAG